Messenger RNA from Nematocida minor, 459 nucleotides. RefSeq lists its product as uncharacterized. The record is from RefSeq and is a predicted model, not a curated record. Bases 1 to 459 code for a protein of 152 amino acids. The transcript has a single exon. Lineage: Eukaryota; Fungi; Microsporidia.
AUGAAAAAAGAAGUGCAAGUUAUAAAGCAGUUGCUUAAAGACAAUAUUCUACUGAAUGUUGUAACGCUAGAAGAUGAGACAACAAUGAGGGAGCUUUACGGCCUCCACAGCGCCAACAUAACUUUCAAUCCCAUCUACGACAACACGAGAAUAAAUAUAGCUCUUACACACACAUAUGAUGAGAUUUUCGAGCUGCUCAAAGAGAAGGAAAACAUAUCAGAAGUACUGCUAAGGAAUGAAUAUGCACUGUACAGCGAGAUAAAGGUUCUUGCCAACGGGAAAAAGCUGCUUCCCUCCUAUGACGAUCCGUCAGACAUAACGCCCGCUGAAGAGUAUGCACUCCGAGGCAGCAUAAGUGUGCCAGCCACUCUUCUCAAAGAGAACAUGAAAAGCCAAGGAAAGCUGCCUGUAUCCCGUGCUGUGCGAAUAACAGGAAAGUACAUAGACGAAGCUGGAUAG